Schizosaccharomyces octosporus yFS286 is the source of this 2242-nucleotide messenger RNA. RefSeq names its product methylenetetrahydrofolate reductase Met9. The record is from RefSeq and is a predicted model, not a curated record. Gene Ontology annotation, molecular function: methylenetetrahydrofolate reductase [NAD(P)H] activity; FAD binding. The coding region runs from base 115 to 1944 and encodes 609 amino acids. Gene Ontology annotation, cellular component: cytosol. The transcript has a single exon. NCBI's taxonomy places the organism in Eukaryota, Fungi, Ascomycota, Schizosaccharomycetes, Schizosaccharomycetales, Schizosaccharomycetaceae. Gene Ontology annotation, biological process: tetrahydrofolate interconversion.
GGUUAUCCACAUAACCAUCUCUCAUUGUAUCGAUUUAUAGGAGAUUGGAAUUCCAAAACUCAACCAAAGCCAACUAUUACACUGGGUAAGGUUCGUUAGAAUUGGGUGGUAAAAAUGAAAAUUAGUGACAAACUCCAACAUUCGGAUUGGAAAGACAAAAUUACAUGGAGCUAUGAGUUUUUUCCGCCGAAAACAAGCACAGGUAUUCAAAAUCUCUACAAUCGUAUAGAUCGCAUGAAAGAAUGGGGAUAUCCUAUGUUUGUAGAUGUGACCUGGGGAGCUGGCGGGUCUACUUCUGAUUUAACUCCAGUGAUUGUAAAUGUUGCUCAAAAAGAUUUUCAGCUUGACACAUGCAUGCAUCUCACCUGUACAAAUAUGUCAGGUGAAAUGAUAAGGACCGCCUUGAAAAAGGCUUACGAUACGGGCUGUCGUAAUGUUUUGGCACUGAGAGGUGAUCCACCCAAAAAUGAAACCGAAUGGACCCAAGCGGAGGGUGGCUUUCGCUACGCGGCGGAUUUAGUUCGAUACAUAAAAAAAACCUAUGGAGAUGAAAUAUGCAUUGGUGUUGCUGGUUAUCCUGAAGGAUACUCACCAGGCGACGACAUUGAUAGGAGUAUAAGUCACCUUAAAGAAAAAGUGGAUGCUGGAGCAUCCUUUAUCGUAACGCAAAUGUUUUAUGAUGCCGAUAAUUUUAUUGAAUGGGUUAAGAAAUGCCGGGAACGGGGUAUAUCGGUACCCAUUUUUCCAGGAAUCAUGCCUAUUCAAGCUUGGGAUUCGUUUAUUCGAAGAGCGAAAUGGAGCGGAGUAAAGAUUCCCCAGCAUUUUAUGGACGCAUUAUUACCCGUAAAAGACAACGAUGAUGAUAUUCGCGAGCGUGGUGCAGAACUAAUGGUACAAUUCUGCCGAAAAUUAAUAGAUAAUGGUAUAACCCGUCUUCAUUUCUAUACUAUGAACUUAGAAAAGGCCGUUAAAAUGAUCAUUGAGCGACUCGGCUUGCUCGAUAAAGAACUUCAGGAAGUAACCAAAAAACCUGAAAACGAACUGACUACGAACCGUACGGAUAUUUUCCCCAACGGUACCAAACGUGAGAAUGAAGAUGUGCGUCCUAUAUUCUGGAGAACUCGUUUGGAAAGCUAUAUAUCAAGAACAGAACAAUGGGAUGAAUUUCCUCAUGGCCGAUGGGGUGAUUCCCGUAGCCCUGCGUUUGGUGAAUUUGAUCCUUCCCGUCAUGGCCUACGUCAGUCGGCUCCUGAAAUUUUGGCUCUUUGGGGCAGUCCAAAAUCUUACAGAGAGCUCGGUGAACUUUUCGCAAGCUACUGCACGAAAGUAAAGACUAGCUUACCUUGGAGCGAUAUGCCUAUAUCAGAAGAGGCAAAAGUGAUACAGGACCAGCUGGAAUAUAUGAAUACCAAAGCUUUUCUCACAAUUAAUUCCCAGCCUGCUCUGAAUGGCGUUAAAAGCUCUGAUCCAGUCCAUGGUUGGGGUCCAACUAAUGGAUAUGUAUACCAAAAACCUUACGUUGAGUUUUUCGUACACCCUUCCUUGAUUGAUGAAAUAAAAUCAUCUCUUCACCAGAUGGAAGAUAUGUCUUACUUCUUCAUUUCUGUUUCUGGGAAAUUGGAUACCAAUGCCGCAUAUGAAGUUCCCAAUGCAGUUACAUGGGGAGUAUUUCCCAAUCGGGAGGUAAUUCAACCAACUAUCGUUGAAUCUACUUCUUUCUUGGCUUGGAAAGACGAAGCGUAUUCUCUUGGUAUGGCUUGGGCUUCGGCCCACGAUCCCAAAUCUGAAACACACAAGUUAUUGGUAUCCAUGAUGUCCAGCUGGGUGCUUUGUGUUAUUGUUGACAAUAAUUAUGAACGUGGCCAAUCUUUGUUUGACAUUUUUCCAAAAUUGAGAAGCUUGGAAGAUAUUCAUCCUGAGCUCUACAACGGAGUGGCUAUAUGAUUUAAAAAGGUGUUUGCUAAUUUUCUCUUUUAUUCCUCACCUGUUUGUGUUUUGUUUAUCCGGGCUUUGUGCUCAAAAUCAAUGUAAGGUAAUAACCCCACACUCUCUUUCAACAGUUUUUGUUUAUUUGGGAUGGUUUUGGUUUCAAAAUUAAAUUGAUCGUUUAUGAAUUCCUUCUCUAUAUUUGCAUUGGCUUCAACAGUCAUCCGAUAGUUUUUAUCCUCAUUUAUCCUUUAUUAUCUCUUAAUACUAAUGAUAUAUAUACGAAGAUAUGCUUGCUAUUAUAUUAAUAAUAAAG